ACACACACACACACACCUAUAUAUGACAGCCUGAGAAGCAGACACACUUCAUAAGUGAGAGUUUGAGUCUAAAGAUCAAGACACAAUAUUGAGAAGAUUAAUAAAAAGGAGCUUUUUGGAUUCACCUGAAAACACUGAAACACCAACGACGAUCAUCAUCAUCAUCAGCUGCACAGCUAUAAAUUGGGAAAUUGAACUCACGACAACUCACGAAUCACAAUUAUCCUGAGGAACCAAGGAUGUCUUUAUACGGCAGCUUUCUGUCCGACGAGCAGUUCCUGUGCUCCAUCUGCCUCGAUGUGUUCAACAGCCCUUCGUCCACGCCGUGCGGCCACAGCUUCUGUAUGGCCUGCAUCAGCAGAUACUGGGAUGGAUGCCAGGUUUGCCAGUGUCCUCUGUGUAAGAAAACCUUCCCGAAGCGACCGGACCUGCAGAUCAACCGGACGCUGCGGGAGAUCACCGAGCAGUUCAGAUACAUGAAGGGAGGAGGAGGAGGAGGAGUGGGGACGGAGAAGAAGAGAGGAGGAAGAGGAGAUGGAAACGUACCUGAUUAUUUAUUUGAUGAACUGAAGAAGAAGUUUCCUCGAGCGCUGCCAGAGCCGCUGACGUGUGAGACUCGGUCACUGGUAAACGACCCCAUCCCACAGCUGCUGGCCUCUUCGGCGCCGCCCCCCCCGCAGCUCUGCCCCUCCAGCAGCCGCAGACGCUUCACCAUGAGCGGGGCGGUGAGCAGCCAGAGCAUCGCUAUCUGUGGGAUCCACAGCAGGGGCAUCAUGGUUUACUGUCGGACCGACCGAGUGUGCAUCUGUCCCGAGUGCAAGGCCGAGCAGCAUCAGGAUCACGACACAGUGUCUGUGGAGGACGAGUGGAGGGAAACUAGGUCGCAGCUCAGUGUGUCGCAGGAGAUCCAGGAGAUGAUCAGAGAGAGAAUCAGGAAGAUUGAAGAGAUCAGAAUGUCAGUGAGUGAACUGGAGUUGGCGGUGGAGCGAGAGACGGCCGGCAGCGUCUGCCUCUUCUCCGCCCUGGCGUCGGCCAUCGAGCGCUCGCAGGCGGAGCUGAUGGAGGUGAUGGAGAUGAGCCGGAGGUCGGCCGAGCACCAGGCCGACGCCAUGGUAAGACAACUGGAGCUGGAGGUCCAGGAGCUGCGGAGGAGAGCCAGCGCCCUGGCCGAGCUCGCCCAGUCAAACGACCCCAGCCACUGCGUCAAGACGUUCCACGUGCUCUCCAGUCCUCCUCCCACCAAGAACUGGUCCGGGGUGUCGGUGACCUCUGACCUGGGAUCAGGGACCAUCUACAGGUCGCUGGCCGCUCUGCUGGAGAAGUUCCAGGAGGAGCUGAGGAACUUCGCAGAAAAAGGUUUUCCCGCCUCGGCGCUGGAGCCCAGUCCCGUCCGAACGCAGCCACGAAUGAGGCGGGUGCAGGAGUAUGCACUGGACGUAACUCUGGACGGCAACUCCGCUCAUCCACGACUGAUUGUGACGGACGACAUGAAGAGUGUGAGAUGUGGCGAGCGACACCAGCUGCUCCCUGACAACCCGGAGAGGUUCGACAGAGUCGUGUGUGUCCUGGGGAGCGAGGUCAUCUCCUCCGGGAGACACUACUGGGAGGUGGAGGUGGGCGGGAAGACGGACUGGGAUAUGGGCGUGGCCAGAAAAUCCAUCAGCAGGAAGGGGAAGAUCGACGUGACCCCGGAGAACGGAUACUGGUUCCUCAGCCUCAGAAACAAGAACAAAUACGCCUUUCGCACUGAACCCUCCACAGACGUGUGCCUGACCCUCCGGCCUCAGAAGAUCGGCGUAUUUGUGGACUUUGAGAAAGGACAGGUGUCGUUCUACAACGUCGAUGCUAAGAUCCACAUCUACACUUUCAGUGACCCCUUCACCGAGUGCAUCCUCCCGUUCUUCAGCCCGUGCACGAAUAAAUCCGGGAAGAACGAGGCGCCGCUGGUCAUCACCCCAGUGAACACCACAGAGUGACACAGGAGAGACACUGCUGGUUAUCUGUUGUUCUUCUUCACCGCCUGUGCACUGAAGUUUCCCUGUAGGAACAUUUACAUCCUGGCAGAUGUUGUCGUCUGACUGAGAAUUCAGGUUUAACAUCUGGAUGUGUUUUAAAUUAUUCACUGAUAAAAAAAAAUCUAAUGCUCCAAAUAUCUGCAUGUUUGUAUUCAAAUAUUAUUUUUCUGUGGAUUUGAGCCUCAGAGGAACAAUUUGCUGAUAAUUUGCUGAGACCAGAUUUAAUAUUAAAAGCCAGUUUAGCUCAGCUCAGCAUAAAGACUGUGAAAUGUCCUCAUACAUAAACACAAACUAUAGUAUAAACUGUAUAGACAAUGCAUUAGCAAGUUAUAUAACAUUACAUCAAACUAAUAAAUGUUUAUUUCUGUGUAAAAUAUGUUUUUUUUCUCCUCCAGUGUAAAAUUCAUAUUCCUCCCAAAUCCCUCUGCUUUACUUCAGUGGGUUGACCACCAGGGGGCAGAUUUGUCUGACGUUUCUCUGCAGAUUCUCAAACACACAAGUUUCAUUUCUUCGUUUAAAUCUUCCAAAUGAAGCCAAAUCAAUUUUAAUUUCUCCAACUAUUACAAAUGUGCAUUACUUUCUACUUCUACUCCACUACAUUUCACCUGGAAAUAUAAACGAAAUACUAUUUGUUUCACUCUAUUUAAAUGUAAUAAGAUUUUACACAAAAAAACAUGUUUAUAAAAUUGUUAAUAAAGUUUUUUUUGUUCUUUA
This is a messenger RNA of Hippoglossus stenolepis (Pacific halibut), 2729 nucleotides long. RefSeq names its product E3 ubiquitin-protein ligase TRIM7. Gene Ontology annotation, molecular function: zinc ion binding; protein binding. Lineage: Eukaryota; Metazoa; Chordata; Actinopteri; Pleuronectiformes; Pleuronectidae. The record is from RefSeq and is a predicted model, not a curated record.